UUAUUUUAAAAAUAUAAUCUUAUUUGGAAAUUCAAUUUUGUUUCCUUUUUUAAAAGAUAUCAAAUAUCAAAUACUCAAACACUAUUGGUUGGUGAACCUAGAGGUUCACCCUAGGGGGUGAACCUAAGAAUUUCUCUAUAAAUUAUAUAAUUGCGUGUUCCAAAUUUAAGAAGAAAAGGAAUUGAAAACGAACCAGAAAAAACUAAUCAACACGGUAUGCCCAAAAAGAGAUAAUACAAACUACACAUCCAUCUUUCAGUUUUUGAAGAAGGUUAAAAACUAAUGGGUGGUGAACCAAAUAAGAGAUAAUCCAAUUAAACGCACAAGACUUGGUCGUAUAUUAUAUAAUAUUAAUAUUAGUUCCUUAUAUCAUUCACCACCUUUUAAUAUAUAUUAGUUUAUUAUAUACUUUAUAAAUAAAGAGUACAAAUCUGAUCCCUCCUUCUCUAACAUGGAGAAGUGGUCGAAGAUGUUUACAUUCUGAAAGUCAGCAUCUCUCUCGUUUCAUCAUCCUCUUACUAUUUUCCCAACAAAAUAAUCAACAUCCAUAACACGAUUACAUAAAUCUUACUUCUCUCUCGGAUUCUUAAUCAUUCUUUUUUUCUUUCUUGCUAUUUUUCACCGUGUUAUAUAUCACAUAUACAUAAAACACACACAUACACACGCGUCAUAGACAUAUUAUGUGCAGUGUCUUUGAGUCUUUAGACAUGGACAACUUCCAAGGAGACCUAACCGACGUUGUACGAGGACUCGGAUCAGGACACAUGACAUCAUCUCCUGGGCCACCGGAAGGUCCAUUUGCAAUCAGUUUGUCUACGCCGCCGACUUCAGAUUUCCACGUGGAUUUUCCCUCCGUCGCAAACUCUCAGAUGAAUCCCUUCGGCGACCCGUUCGUAAGCAUGACAGAUCCUCUCCUCAGCCUCCCGGCCAACUUCUCCGGCGCUGGAGAUAGCAAAAGCAACAACAGUUUUGCAGUCUUUCCAAACACUACUGUGGAUGAUCAUGUCAAGAAUCAAUGCAGUGUCUUCCCAAGAAUCCGGAUUUCGCAAAGAAACAUCAUCCAAGAUGCAUCCAAGUGUAAUUCUCCAGCUAUGGCCACCUCCUCCGUCACAGCAGCUUCUCCGUGGGGGAUGAUCAACGUUGAUAGCCCUAACAGUCCAAGAAACUGUUUACUGGUCGAUAAUAAUAACAUCACGUCAUCUUCUUCGCAGAUUCAGAUCUCUUCUUGCCCUCAGAAUUUUGGCAUAACGAGGAGGAAGGGCCAGGGAAAGAAGGUGGUGUGCAUACCUGCUCCAGCCGCCGCGAGCAGCCGGUCCAGUGGAGAAAUUGUUCCGUCUGAUCUGUGGGCCUGGCGAAAAUACGGUCAAAAACCCAUCAAAGGUUCUCCUUAUCCCAGGGGUUACUACAGAUGUAGCAGCUCGAAAGGUUGUCCAGCUAGGAAACAAGUGGAACGUAGCCGCACCGAUCCAAACAUGUUAGUCAUUACUUACACAUCAGAACAUAACCAUCCAUGGCCCACUCAACGCAACGCUCUCGCCGGCUCUACUCGUUCUUCUUCAUCCUCUUCUUCAAACCCUUGUUCCAAAUCCACAAUCGCAACGACUUCUGCCUUGUCCAGAGUCUCCCAAAACAAAGAGGAACCUAAUAGGUCCCACUUGCCAUUCUCAUCCACUCCUCCUCCUUAUGUAGCCAAAGCGGUUAAGGAGGAAGACGCUGAGGAGCGUAAGGAUAAUAUGGAGUUCGAUGACGUUGACGACACCUAUAGACCGGAGUUUCAGCAUCAGCUGGGGGAUUUCUUCGCCGAUCUUGACGAGCUUGAGGAAGAUUCUCUAACUAUGUUGCUCCCUCAAGGAUUCUCCGGAGAUAAUAGCGGUGGAGGUAACCUGGAUAACAAAAGAAUGAUUCCUGACGUUUUUAGCGAUUUCUUUGACGACGAUUCCCCAAGAUCGUUAUAAAUAUACCAAAGUUCAGUAAAAAGAUCGUUAUAAAUAUUCUUAGUAUCAAUGUAAUUAGUCAUGAAUUUCGUGUAAUUCGAUUAACUUAGAUGACGGUAUUAGCCUGCCGUAGAUCAUGGUCUAUGAUGGUAAU
Molecule: messenger RNA, 2088 nt
Organism: Brassica napus (rape)
Lineage: Eukaryota; Viridiplantae; Streptophyta; Magnoliopsida; Brassicales; Brassicaceae
Product: probable WRKY transcription factor 35
Exons: 3
Coding region: 681-1955 (424 amino acids)
Biological process (GO): regulation of DNA-templated transcription
Cellular component (GO): nucleus
Molecular function (GO): DNA-binding transcription factor activity; transcription cis-regulatory region binding
Source: RefSeq, a predicted model, not a curated record